Molecule: messenger RNA, 1596 nt
Organism: Mangifera indica (mango)
Lineage: Eukaryota; Viridiplantae; Streptophyta; Magnoliopsida; Sapindales; Anacardiaceae
Exons: 4
Coding region: 235-1437 (400 amino acids)
Source: RefSeq, a predicted model, not a curated record
ACAAAUAAAAGUUAGAGAGAGAAUGUUGAUAGAGAGUUAUUAAAGCAAAGAAAUUUUUUUUUUUUUAAUUUUUGUGUUGUUGUUAUAGUGAGUUUUUGGGUUUUGCUUGCAGUCUCUCUUUCUUUCUUCUUUGUCUUUCUGCAAAAUCUGACCUUGAAAGAUCAUUCAUUUGGGUGUUGAUUUUGGUAGUUCUUGUUGUUGCAAUCAAAUCUUUUUUCUUGAUAUAGUUUUCUGAUGAGGAUCAGGAAAAGACAGGUGCCCUUGCCUCUUUCAUCUCUCUCGCCUGUGCCAGUGGUUUCAGAUCCCCACUUCAACCGGUCUCCUCCGGUGGUGCAACUCCACUACCCACAUCACAAUCGUGGACAAGAACAUGAUAGGAAAUCCUAUGGCUUUUCUCAACGGUCUGAUCAUCCCAAUCAACCGAUCGGAACAAGCAACAACGCUUUGGAUGAUGGUGAUUUAUCAGUGGCUCAAACCCACAAGAAGAUAGAUUGUUUGAUUUUGAUGAAAGAUAAAGACUUUGAGGGAGGCAAAUCACUAGAACAAGUUAGAGAUGAAGAUGAAGAUGAAGAAAAGAGUAGUAAUGAUUCCAGGAACAAAAGCAUCUUGGAUGCAGAAAUGGUAGUUAAUGGAGUUGUUGUUUCUUCUCACUUGAGUUCUUCACAUCAAGUUGUUGGGAGAUGGUGUGAAGGAGAGAAAGCAUUUCCAUUGAAGAAGAGAAGAGCGAGCUUUGAGAGAAGAGGCAACGAGGAAACAAGUGUAAUAUUGGAUGAUGAGAAAGACAAUAAUAUUCAUAAGAAGAUGAAGACCAAGAUUAUGAAGACAAAGAUGAACAAAAAAUUCGGUCUUGAUUCUCAUCUGAAUCAACAAGAAGAUAGCAAGGAAACAACAGCAGCGAAAGAUAGCUUAAAUGUUGUUGAUGAUAAUAAUAAUAGCAAUAAUAAUAACAAUUCUUCUACUGCAACAAGCGCAAGUAAGAAGAGAGCUCGAGGGGGUGCAUUAAUGGAGGGAUCAAGGUGCAGUCGAGUGAACGGGCGUGGAUGGAGAUGUUGCCAACAAACCCUUGUGGGUUACUCUCUUUGUGAGCAUCAUUUGGGGAAAGGAAGGCUGAGGAGCAUGACGAGCGUCCGUAGUAGGUCACUUGGCAACUCAAAGAACAAUGAAAACACAUUAAUAUCAUCUUCAUCAAAUGCCGCUGCUUCUUCUAAUUCUACUCCCACUGUAACAGCAGCCUCAAUAUCUUCAUUCAUGGAAGAAACCAAAAACCCAAGUGCAGCUAAUGAAUUACUAGAAGAAGGAGAUGAUGAAGAGAAGCGUCCACUGAUGAUGACGACAAAGAAGAGGGCGAAGCUCGGAACUGUGAAAGCUCGAUCGAUCAGCAGCCUGUUGGGGCAAACAAAUAACGAACAAGUCACAGUUGGUGAAAAUAACAGGUAGGGCAAAGUGCAUGUGAAGGGAAAUUAAUGAAUAAUGAGGAUUAUUUCAUGUCGCCACUGUUUUGAAAACACAAAUUUAAUUGCUUUGACUAAGUAUUUUGUUUUGUCUUAUGAUUGGAUGAAUGCGUUUAAUAUUUAAACCAGAAAUUUUUUGUUUUUA